This is a messenger RNA of Cynoglossus semilaevis (tongue sole), 4766 nucleotides long. It is a transcript of the gene csrnp2, whose product is annotated as cysteine-serine-rich nuclear protein 2. Gene Ontology annotation, cellular component: nucleus. The coding region runs from base 1478 to 3265 and encodes 595 amino acids. The transcript has 5 exons. The record is from RefSeq and is a predicted model, not a curated record. Lineage: Eukaryota; Metazoa; Chordata; Actinopteri; Pleuronectiformes; Cynoglossidae. Gene Ontology annotation, molecular function: sequence-specific DNA binding; DNA-binding transcription factor activity, RNA polymerase II-specific. Gene Ontology annotation, biological process: regulation of transcription by RNA polymerase II.
UUCAGUAAAUGAAAUUCUAACAACAACCAAGAAAAAUUAGACCUUUCGCUUUGUUUUUCAAAAACACAAACUUUAGUUUAUUUAUAAAAGAAAUGUGAUAUUGCCAAAUUUGCAUGAAUACUUGUCUAUGUGCUAGUAUUCCUGAUAGUUCUGUGUAUUGCGUAGAUUUUUCUUGUUUGUUUUUGUUUCUGGAACCAAUGCUAAAGCACAACUUUAUGUGAAAAUUCACAUUUCUGAUUUUGAUGCACAGAUAUUAAUGACUGCUUUUCUUUUAUUUCUCCUUUAAAACAUGUCAACUACUGUUUAUUUUCCUGAUUUGCCCAUAAUUAUCAGUACUUCGUAUUACAGUUAUAUAUUUUUAAACAUUUAUCAUGAAAUAUUACACGUUUUUCAAUAAUACACAAUACUUAACCCCAAACACACACUGCUUUCUUCGUAUUACGAUUUAAAACUGGUGACGUUUUUUUAUUUGAUUGUUAAAACCGAGACAUUCUUUGUGUAAAUGUACUUUAUUCCCAAACUCUUACCGUUUCUGUAAUUCUAUAUUUAUUGCCGUUCUUUGUUGUACUUUUUUUUCCUCGAAGUUUCACAUUCUCGAAAUCACUUUUGUUUAGUAUUAUAACGACUUCAGUCGCGUAAACAAAUGUGUUUUUUUUCUCAUAAAACUACGACUUUGUUAUAUUAUCUCCCCAUUGACGUGGCCCUAAUACUCCCAUCAUACCAUGUGAACAAAGGAGUGAAACGGAGAGAGAGGGAGAGAGAGAGAGAGAAAAAAAUCACAAUAUUUCCCAGCAUGCUCCGGCGCAUGACAUGCAUGUGAUGUCACAAUAAGUAUAUAUACGGAUAAAGGGAAGAAUUCCUAUCUCCAUUGUUACGUUGUAACAAACGGAGCCGGGGCGAAGAACUGUGGGGAUGAAAGGCGUCGUCUUCGCUUUACGACAUUCGCAACAUUUUAAUGUAGGGGGCGAAAUUUGUCGUCACACCGAGAAGACGGAGCGAAGUUAGCCCCACCGAACGAAGCCGCCCCGGACAGAGAGAGAGAGAGAGAGAGAGACAGUGGAGAAAGGAUAAACGGACACAGAUGUCAGCGGGUCUCUGGACACUAUAAGAGAAAGAUAAGCUCGUUUGCAUGAUUUAUAUUGCACAGAAAUCCCAAGGAAUGAACGAACGCAGCGAAACGUAUGACGCCUCGUCGCUCCGCUGCCUUCCUCCAACGGUCAUUUAAAUCCUUUAAAUAGCUAGGCAUGCUGCAUUCAAACCAAGCCGACAGUUCCUAUAGACAGCCCCGCUCCUCAGCCUGAUCUUUCACUGUGCACAACAAUGAGCGUGGAGCCCGGAGUAGCUCCCUUAUAAUCACAUGUAACUGUCGCAAAGUGACAAUCGCUCCGAUCGCGGGAUACUGGGGCUGCAGACUGGACUCUUAUCUGCCGGGGCUUGGUACCGACCGAAGCAUCACACCGGGUGUUUUCGAGGUUGAAUGUGCAUCUCCCAUUCAAAGCAGGAGAGAGACCUACGAGGUGGUUGGAAGAAGGGCCCCUGUUUCUGCCCCAGACACCGAGUUUCCAUGGAGGCAGGUUCGUCCCUCAGCCUCAAACGACGAUAUGAAGAGGUGGACAACGGUUCUCCAUUCUGUACACCGAAGUUCUCUGACGAUGACAUCACCAGCAGUGACAGUGCUGACAGCUGUGACAGCCUCAACCCCCCUUCAAGCACUGCAUUUACCCCGACCUCCAUCCUCCGACAGCACAAGCCGUCGCCGAGAGGAAAAAAGGUUCGUUUCGAUGUGGUGACGGUCUAUUACUUCCCGCGGCGGCAGGGAUUCACCAGCGUGCCUAGCCAGGGGGGCAGCUCCCUGGGCAUGGCCCGUCAUCACUCGUUUAUCAGGCACUACACGCUGGGCGAGUUUGCACGCGAACAGGAGAGCAGCCACAAGCACACUCUUCGUCAGCAUCUGCGGCAGGAGAAGCUCAACGCACGCAAGAUGAAGAUGACAAGGAACGGCACAGUGGAGUGUGCCCAGGCCGACCUGCUGACCCUGGACGACGUGUCAGACGAGGACCUGGACGUGGACGGGGUGGAAGUGGACGACUGCUUCUUUCUUCAGCCUCUGCCCACCAAGCGCCGCCGAGCCCUGCUGCGAGCGUCUGGCAUCGCUCGCAUAGAUGCGCGGGAGAAAGCCGAGCUCAGGGCCAUCCGCCUCUCCAGGGAGGAAUGUGGCUGCAACUGUCGUCUGUACUGCGACCCCAGACACUGCGGCUGCAGCCAGGCAGGAAUCAAGUGCCAGGUGGAUCGGAUGUCCUUUCCGUGUGGCUGCUCCAGGGACGGAUGUGGCAACAUGGCAGGUCGGAUUGAGUUUAACCCACUCCGUGUCAGAACUCACUACCUGCACACCAUCAUGAAGCUGGACCUGGAGAAGAGGAGAAUGCUCCUCCAGGGCAGCGGGGAGCAGUACGUCAAGGCCGAGCCCAUACCCUCCCCUAGUUCCACUUGCAGUACUUCUCCGGACCUGUCCACUGUCGCUGCCCUGGACUCAGAGCUGGUGGAGAAUGGGGUGCAGACGGCAAUGGAGGUUCAACACCUCCUGGCAGAGGAGGACAUUUUAGAGAGAGAGAACGAGACGGCCGUGCUGCACCUGCAGAGCGCCGAGGAGCAGGAGAGGAGGGAGAGGGAGGAGGCUGAGGGUGAAGCAGUGCAGCAGGAGCUGGCUAACGGUGGGUUGACGGAGCAGCCUCUCUGCCUCCUGCCUGCCACUUUGGGAGGUGAGCUGCCGGGGCAGGCGCAGGUGCCCGGGAUGGAGGAGGUUCUCCUGCAGGGGCCCUUCCCCACGGGAGCCACAGUUUUGUGCAUCAGUGACAACCAGGAGGAGAGCCCCUCGGACCUCCUCAGAGACUCCAGUUCUCUGCUCUACUAUCAGCUCAGUCCGAUAGAACCCACCGCCUUCGUGACGUCGCCUAGAACAGAGGACAAACAGGAGGAGCACACGGUGCCUGAACAAACCGAAGAAAACACCGAGUGUGUGAAGGAGAGAGAGAACAGUGAGGAGGAGUCAAAGGAUAAUCGGCCGGAAAAACUAAUUUUAGCUGAACCGUUGGGCAGUGUGGUACUGAGCUCAGAGGCUCGUGCAGCAGCAGCAGCAGCAGCAGCAGCAGCAGCAGCUGUAGAAGAGGAGAGUUCUAGCGGUUGUCAGCACGGCCUCCUUGACGGGCAGAGCCAGGAGGAGUCCUGCACUGAGGGCAAAGCAGAGCCACUGCCUCCAGAAGCUUAACUCUAGCUUCUCUGCAGAUAUUUUGCACAACAGCUUCAUCAAAGAUGAAUCAAUUAGAUAUUUCACAUUUGUUACUGCUAUCAUCAAGAAUGAUUACAGGUUACGAUCGCUGGUGGUGACUGUGGCUAGGCUAUACGGCGGAUUCACGAUUAGCGGGGGAGAUGCUGAAAGCACAUAGUGAUGUCUCCCUGCAGAAGUGAUGAAGACGAAGUCGGAACAGAGCAACAUUGAAACUGUUGGGCGUUGAUAUAUGUGGCCUUAAAGGAGAAACAUAAAAAAAAAAAACACUAGUAUUUGUAGUAAUUUGUUGAUGAAAAAGUACGAGUCGUGCUUUGUUUGUUUUGUUUAUUUCACACAGAAACGUGUGAAUGCUGAAGUAAGCCUUUUUGUUUGCCGGCAUACGAAGCUAUGUAUCAACACUAACAACAUGGAUUGUUUAGCAGCACACAGGAAGCUGGUGACCUUUGACUCUCACUGGUUCAGUUUCCUCUGCAGUCUGCAGUGCCGUAGCCAAGUCAAAUGAAGGGCGUCUGACGGUGUCCUCCGCUGACAGAUCGACCUAAUAAUCCUGGAAAUACUUGUAUUUUAGUGUACUGUAUAUGCAUCUGCAACGUGUCUGAUGGAGCCGAGGUCGCUGCUUUUUUUUUUUUACAUAAACAUAUGUAUGCACAUAGUGAUGUGAGGGCGCUGCUCGUUGCUGCCCCGCUGCAGAGAAAUGAAGGUGGAGCGGCGCUAGCGCUCGCCUGUUGCUCCUGCUCACCUCGGGCUGUUUGUGCAGAUGCAGAGAAUCCAUUGAAAAAAAAAAACCCCACAAAACCACAACUACAAAAACAAAGUAAAUAAUAGUUUGUAGUAAUGAUGCCUAUGAUAUUAUUAUUAUUAUUAUUAUUAUUAUUAUUAUUAUUAUUUCUUUAUGUAACGUGUGUGUUCUGUGUGUUAGAUGACGUGGCUGUUUUUGUUUUUUAGUGAAUAAAGGAAAACAUUUUCCUUCGCAAAGCUACGCGGUCACAACGUCACAUACAGUAGCUGCUCGUCAAGUCCAGAGGAAACGCGAGAAUCUGCUUUAACCUGAGAUUUGUGCGAAGAAUGACAAUAAAUAUGUAGUGAGGAAUGAAUUAAGUGUUGAAGAAAACCGUCCUGUGUGUAAUGAUGGCAGGAGCAGUUACAGUUUAUGACAUGAUGUGAUGCUAGAUGAAGUGAUGAAGGGCCCUCUGGUGGGACGUUACAGCUACUGCACUGCUAAUCCUUAACGUGCUGAUUGUGGGAUGAGCUGUGUCGUCAUCCAGUAUGUGAAUGCAAUCGUGUUUUGAAGCUGCGUGUGACUGAAACUGAUCUGUACGCUUGUGUGUGUGUGUGUGUGCCAACUCUUACACCAAACGCGUCCUUUGUUUUUUGGCCUUAAAUCAAAGCUGUGGCUCGUGGUGAAACAAAGGACAUGCUGCUGUGUUUGAGAGGUCUGACGUUCUUCUUUGCCUUUUUUAAAAAAAAACAAACAACAACA